This is a messenger RNA of Podarcis lilfordi (Lilford's wall lizard), 30425 nucleotides long. The record is from the annotation of a GenBank genome assembly. NCBI's taxonomy places the organism in Eukaryota, Metazoa, Chordata, Lepidosauria, Squamata, Lacertidae.
AUGGGCUCUCCGCGGCCUCCGUCAGUGAACAUGGAAGAGCCAAUGUGCCUGAUUGAGAACAACCCCAAUGAACAGCUGCGGGUCAACCAGGAAGCCCUGAAGAUCUUGCAGAGCAUCCAGCAGCCGGUGGUGGUGGUGGCCAUCGUAGGACUGUACCGCACUGGUAAAUCCUACCUCAUGAACAAGUUGGCAGGAAAGAAGAAAGGUGAGUCUGCAGGAAGAAUCUGCUCUGUGCUCCUGAGUAGAGACUGGGGUGCUGAAUGGGAACAUUCACACCACGCCAGAGUUCCCUGAGAAGAGGGAUUGAUUGGAGGGGAAUAAGGAGGCCUCCUCUCAGCUCCCUUAACAAACUACAGGUCCCAGUUUUCUUUGGGGAAAGCCAUGACUGGCAUCAUAGCAGUUCAAGCAUAGAGUGUGAAUGUGGUCAAUGAGAAGGGGGCAGUUAUAGUAUGAAGUCCCUUAAUAAUGGGUUGUACCAAACUAAGUGCUCAGAGUUAUGGAUGGAUUGAUGGAUCUCUCUCUUUCAGUUCUUGCAAUUUCUCAUCUCUCCAGGCUAAAAUUCAGUUCCCUAUAUUUCUGAAGCAAUUUGCAAAUAAGUAAAAUAAAAUAAAAUCCCCAUCAGCUUUUCUCCUAAUAAAAGGUUUUCAAGGGUCUCGGAAGCCAAACGUUUCAGUUUUUGAACGCCGAAAACUCAGAAGUAAAUGCUUCUGUUUUUGAACGUGCCUCAGAAGUUGAACUUCUGAGGCGGCUUCCUGUUUGAGUUUUCCAUACGUUUUGAGGCUUCCAUAUUGAGUUUUUGGUUUUCGAACAUUUCGGAACGUUUCUGGUCUUCCGGAAUUGAUUACGUUCAGAAACCGAGGAACCACUGUAAAGACCUUUUUGUAUGCAAUUUUGCCCAACAUUUUUGGAAAGCUGUUAUUUUCCCUAAAAUAUGCAUUGCCAUGCACAAUUUACCCUAAUGUAUGGAUUUUUGUGCACAUUGCUCUGCUGGACAGCUACGUUUCAAAAUCUGGAGAAGUGUGGAUUUCAGAGGACGGCUGGGUUUUCAGUAAACACAUUGUUUUGUAAAGCAUGGAUAUGGUUGGCUUGCCUUUGCAAGCGAACUUAACUGAACUUUCCCCCCAUCCUCAUUCAGAACAGACACAGUGAAAUUCAUGAGGUUAGUCAUGCCCAGUAACUUCAUUGGGUCCACUUUGAGUUGGGCUAGCAGUGCAUACACAUCAUAUCCCUGUCUCAAGUGCAUGUGCAAAACUGUUCUAAAAAGGCUAAAAUAGAGCUGAUUUGUAGAGGGUCAAUGUGGACCUUAAAAAAGGAAAUAGCAAGAGGCCAGAACAGUAGUACAACAGGCCAUCUGCUCUUCAGCUACUUGCUGGCUAUAGGUUUUUGGUCUGCGUUCCCUGCAAAUGGAAAUACUUCAUUCACUCCUUCUGAUCUUUUGAACCUGUUCCAUCCUCCCUUCUGUGCUGGAGCAGUCAUCCAACCCACUUUAUGGGCAAUUAAGUGGCUGACAAGAGCCCCAAGGUUCCUUUUACAACCAGGCUAUUGCUGCAGUUUGUAGUUAUGGUGCUUCUUUGCAUGUGCAGGGGAUAUAACAACAAGAACAACUAAUUUAUUACUUAUACCCCACUUAUCUGGCCAGGCCUCCCCAGCCACUCUGGGCAGCUCCCAAAAGAAUAUUAAAAACACAAUAAAACAUCAAACAUUAAAAACUUCCCUAAACAGGGCUGCCUUCUGAGGUCUUCUAAAAGUCAGUUGUUUAUUUCCUUGACAUCUGAUGGGAGGGCGUUCCACAGGGCGGGUGCCACUACCGAGAAGGCCCUAUGCCUGGUUCCCUGUAACCUUACUUCCUGCAGGGAGGGAACCGCCAGAAGGCCCUCAAAGUUGGACCUCAGUGUCUGGGCUGAACAAUUGGGGUAGAGACACUCCUUCAGGUAUACUGGGCUAUUCCUUUCAUGCUGGCUUGGAAAAGAACAUAAGUAUUUGGCCAAGCCGCUAGAAGAUAAGAUGUUCACCCACCUGGUGCCAUGCAGAUGUUUUUGACUACAACUCUGGAUUAGGCUGAUGGAAGUUGUGGUCCAAAGCAUCUUCACCGAGUUGGUGAUGGAUGCUCCAUAGGUGCCUACUUGUUUGCAAAGGGUGGAAGCCCUUCAUUUUAAGAAUUGGAGUGAGUACUAUUGAGAGUUGAAGAACAACACCUCCACCCACAACAAACACACAGGUGAUCCCCUAAUAUCUGAUCUCCUUCCCCUUUGUACCCUACAGGCUUCUCUCUGGGUGCCACCAUACAAGCAGAGACCAUGGGCAUCUGGAUGUGGUGCCUUCCUCACCCUGAAAAUCCUGACCACACCUUGGUGCUUUUGGACACGGAAGGACUGGGUGAUGUGGAGAAGGUAGGCUGGAGGACAGGGCUGGAGCCAGUGUGAUGCAGUGGUUAGGGUGUUGGGCUGAGACUUGGGAGGCCAGGGUUUGAAUCCCCACUCAGCCACAAAGCUUGCUGGGUGGACUUGGGCCAGUCACUGCCUUUCAGCCUAAUCUACCUCACAGGGUUGUUGUGGGGAGAAAUGUGUCACACUUAAUGAGAUCCCUGUGACAUCAUAGGUCUCAGGUUUUGGCCUUGAAAUCUCAGGCUCCUGAGCUGGCAGUCCUAAGAGCUAGGCUAAUCUGGAACACUCCCAAAGCUUUUGGACGUGGAGUGGCUGGGCGAUGUGCAAACAUCUGGAAGUAGGGAGUUGAUGCCUUGAAGAGUUUUCUUUUUUAAAAUGAUAAUAAUUUUUAAAUUCAUUUUUAGCUUUAACGAUUAGCAUCACAAAUAAAUCAUAUACAUAUAGGAUUCUCUGAAUCCCCGGACUUCCCUCCACCUCUCCACGGUUUCCAUAGUUAUUCUUUUCCAACUGUAUCAAAUAAUGUUCUCCGUAUUUUCUUUAACCUCAAUUCUCACCAUAGUUCUCAUUACACUGCAAGUGGUUUUUUUUUAUCCCUGCCAAUGCUUUUAAUUGUUUACAGUGAUAUUUUAAGUAACUUAUAAAUUUCCCCCAUUCUUUAUCAAAUUUAUUAUCCUCUUGAACUCUGACCUUCCCGGUCAUUUUUGCCAUCAUUUUUGUCAGCCAUUCUUCUCUUGUAGGUACUUUGUCUUCCUUCCAUCUUUGGGAUAAUAACAUCCACACAGCUGUUGUAGCGUACAUAAACAGUCUUUUCUGCUCCUUUGGUAUAUCCGGACCUAAGAUUCCUAAUAAAAAAGCUUCUGUUUUUCCCCACAAAAGUUAUUUUAAACAUUUUUUUCAACUCAUUAUAAGUCAUUUGCCUAGGAUGGUUUUCUAUGCAGUCCUUACAUACAACAGGAAAACUAGACUAAGAGCAGCCCCAGAGCUCCUGAAAGUCACCACAGUCUGAGGCAGUGGGAACAGAAAAUACCCACCAAAGCAGUAUCUCUAACUCUAGUGAAUGCAACAACUCUAGGUUGCUGAUAUCAGGAAGGCACCAUCAUUGUACUCUUUCCUGCAAGAAAUGUAAACUUUUUUUUAGGUAAACCUAGCAUAGAUGUUGAUAUGCUUUUAAUCUCUCUUACUGUAGAUUUCUUAAAAUUAAAAAAUCGCAUUGCCGGGAGUUGGACUAUAUGACUCCUGGGGUACCCUCCAACCCUACAACUCUACAAUUCUGUGAUUCUAUGUUUUCCAUUGUUUUUAGCUUUUUAAAUUGAUGUCGUUUACAAAUUUAUUGCAAACCUCUUACAGGCUUUGCCGCAAUCGAGCGGUCUAUAAAUGGCGUCAGAUGCAAAUAAAUAAAACAGGUGCAAGCCCAGUGUACAAGGGUUUUCUGCUAAUUACGCCUAUCCCUCCCUACAGAGCAACAUUGAGAACGACGCGUGGAUCUUUGCCUUGUCCAUUCUGCUUAGCAGCACCUUGGUCUACAACAGCAUGGGUAUCAUUGACCAGUUUGCCUUGGAAAAACUGCAGUAUCCUUCCGUGCAAACUCCAUUUCACCUCCAGCUCCCUGAUUUGCAGCCAGAGUAGAUGGGGCAGGGACUUUGGUUUGCAUGGUAUCUCCAUGAACAUUAUGGGAUCUCCCCCAUGCACUUCUUUGCAGGAUACUAGAUGGAGCUCGCAAGCCUGCAGUGCCACCGUUCUCUCUGGACUCUUGUGUUAGGAAAACAUGCUUUAAGAAACAGAUAAAGGUUCCUGGAAGCUUUAAAGAGGGUUCCAGAAUUUUCUUUAGUGUGUAGGAGUGGCGCUCUAGGCUUGAUUGGUGUCAGCUGGAGGUGCAAAUAAAUAAUAAUAAUAAUAAAAAUUAUUUAUACCCCGCAUCCCCAAUAAAGGGAGGAAGCUGCAGGCUGCAACUUCCGCACGAGGAAAGUACACACACACACACACUGUCAGCACGCACGCUGACCACAAGGUUGGAAGUAGGACUAUGCGCUGCUGAUACUAUGAGUUUUUGCUGUGUCAGGAUUGUUAAUUACUGAGAUUAUACCGUGCUGGAGAGAUAAGGAAGGAAUGUAAAUAGCUUGUAUAUAAUAGUAACAGAAAUGCUUGUGCAAUCAGUGAAGCAACAAAGAAGCUCUUGACUGUGAAUUUGAGUAUGACUCCUGUUCUUGUCCUCUGCCUCCGGGGAAAACUCUGCUACAAACAGUAAGAAGUGGUUUUACCGAGGUGCCACCACACAAGCAGAAAAGCGCAGCAGAAGUGUGUGGGCGGUAGCCUCUAAUAGUGUUAUCUAAGUUAUUUAACUGAGAGAUUAUUGCCCCAGGAGGGGACAAGAGUCAUCUCCAUACAUUCCUUAGUGUAAUCCCAGGUAUGUGACAGAGCUGACUAAGCGAAUCAAGGUAAAAGCUACAGCCACAAAGACCUCUGAGGAUGGAGAGGAGGAAAACAGUGAUGACUUCCUCAGGUUCUUCCCAGCCUUCGUUUGGGCUGUGCGUGAUUUCACGCUGCAGCUGAAGCUGAACGGAUGCCCCAUCUCUUCCGACGCAUAUCUGGAGAACGCCUUGAGGAGGAAGAAAGGUACGGGAAAGAGGGCUGAUGGGAUCCCACCCAGGCCUUGCGUCAGCAAUCUGAGGCUGUGACAGGGACUGACUCUAUCGGGGCGGGGAACCUUUAUCCUUCAAGGGGCUGCAUUCCCUUCUGAGCAACCUUACGGGGGCCACAGGGCAGAGGAAGGUGGAGCAACAGCUGUAGAACUGACCUUAGUACAGCAGGUCAGCAUAUUCCUCACCCAGGCAAGCAAAAAGCCUUAUCAGAGUUCAGGGACACAGUUCAGCCAGGCAAAAACUCUCAAGGAGGCUGCAAGGCAAAGCCAUUGAGGUUUGUAGCCUGAAGAGAAGGGGUGUGGACUGGGGAGAGUCCUGAGGACUACCCAGAGAGACCUGCAGGGCUGUUUUUGGCCCACAGGCCUGAGAUUCCCCAUCCCUGAACGACAUUCUUGUUAGCUUUUUAUAACAUCCGUGUCAGUGGGAAGUCCAAAUUCUACAGACAAUGAUGAAAAAUGGGAGAGACUCUUUCUGUGAAAUGGGGCCUUUGAACAUAAGAAUCCCAAAAAAGCCCUGCUGGCAGGCAAGAACUGUGUACGGUCCCCAAUUCUGUCAUUUUCUGGGUUAAUGGGGUUGCAAACAGAUGUUUGUUUCUGGAAGCAAUUAACGUGGAAAUGAGUGCUAAACCUCUUGUAUAUUCUGCUAGAUUUCUGGAGGUAAUCAUAAUCAUAAUAAUUACUAUUAGUAUUAUUUCCCCAGCCACUCUGGGCAGCUCCAAACAGAAUAUUAAAAACACAAUAAAACAUCAAACAUUAAAAACUUCCCUAAGGGCUGCCUUCAGGUGUCUUCUAAAAGUCAGACAGUUGUUUAUUUCCUUGACAUCUGGUGGGAGGGCGUUCCACAGGGCGGGUGCCACUACCGAAAAGGCCCUCUGCCUGGUUCUCUGUAAGCUCACAUCUCGCAGUGAGGGAUCCGCCAGAAGACACUCGGUGCUGGACCUCAGCUUCUGGGCAGAACGAUGGGGGUGGAGACACUCCUUCAGGUGUACUGGGCCAAGGCCAUUUAGGGCUUUAAAGGUCAGCAAAAACACUGAAUCGUGCUCGGAAACAUACUGGGAGCCAAUGUAGGUUUUUCAGGACCAGUGUUAUAUGGUCUCGGCAACCACUCCCAGUCAACAGUCUGGCUGUCGCAUUCUGGAUUAGUUGUAGUUUCCGGGUCACCUUCAAAGGUAGCCCCACAUAGAGCACAUUGAGGUGGCUUUUACAUUGUAUGAAAGCUCAAAUAUAAUGCGGAUACAUGAGGGAAACAGAAUGAACUGCUGAUGUGGUCUUUCAGGACUACAUCACUUAGGAUUGCAUAUGGGGGACUGUUUACUUGAAAGCACAUCCUUGACAGAAUCUGCUGGCAAAAUGAACAGGAAAACAGGAUGAGCUAGAAUUUUCCUCCCUGGUUCGUCAGCUUUCUGCACGUGGGAGGAUUUUGGCAUAGGGGUGUUUUCACCAAAGCCAUUACAAAUGCGCAUUCCAAAAUGCUGUUGACAUGAAGGAUUGCACCGCUUGGCCAGCUGAAUUUGAUCUGAGGCAGGCAUGACAUCUAGAGCAAAGAUGGAAUGCCGCAGCCCAGAAAGACUGAUGGCUUUGAACUUUCUUGCAAUUCUCCCUCUCCAGGACAACCCGAGAAGCUAGAUCUUGCCAAGAAAUGCAUCCGCCAAUACUUCCCCAGCCGCAAGUGCUUUGUCUUUGACCGCCCGGCCGGAAGCCGAGACUUAUCGGAACUGGACGACCUGUCUGAAAAGAUGCUAAGCCCCAACUUUGUGGUGCAAGCGCACCGCUUCCGCCAGCACAUAUAUGAAAGUGCUCAGCCCAAAAUGAUCGAAGGAGGACACCUGGUGACCGGGAUAUGUGAGUAGAAGGGAAGGGACCAGAAAAAAUGGAUGUGUUUAGCAAAGUCACUUAAGUAACACAGACGGAGUCCAGAGGGAGAAAAGGAAUCGUUGUAACACUUCACAGGAGAGAGGGGAAAGUCCCAUUUCACAAGUAGAAAUCCCUGACAGAUACCCACAACUUAAUAUAAUUGAUAUAGGAAUACAGCAUGUCUCACCAUAGAAACGCAAGUAGCUAGCUAAAAUAAAUAAACUGGCUUUCUUCCCUCCCUUUGCAGUGCUGGGGCACUUGGUGGUGACCUACGUGGAUACAAUCUCCAGUGGCUCCAUACCCUGCAUAGAGAACGCGGUGGUAGCCUUGGCGCAGAUUGAGAACACAGCUGCUGUGCAUGAUGCCAUUACAUACUAUGAAGCAGAGAUAGAGAAACACUUGAAGCUGCCCACUGAGACUACUGAGGAGCUGCUGAAAGUGCACGCCCAAUACGAGAAGGAGGCCAUUAAAGUGUUCUUGGCUCGGGCCUUCAAGGAUGACGAUCAUGACUAUCAGAAAGAACUUGGGGUAUGAGGAUUAACUCACCGGUGGGCAUGAGAUAAGGGGCUCUCCAUAUCUGAUAUGGGGAAAACUAGAAGGAUUUUGUGUUGGAUGGAAAGUUGGCUACUCAGAAAUGGGAGGUUCCUUUCUAUGGGGCAAUGUAUUCAUUCCUGUCCUAGUUCAGAGACUGAGUAGCCAAGAUGUCAAGGGAUGAGAUCCGGCUCCUUAGCAAGGUUGUGUUGUUGGCCAUUGAUUGGAUGCCAUUGGAGCUAGUUGAGUUGAGCUAAGAGGCCCCCAGGAACAUGGAACAACUGGCAACCACUUGGUUUUGUUGGGACGAAAAAGUGAUCCUGUUCCCAAGGGAGGUGUUUAGAAUGAGGAACUCACUGUGGGAGGACCAGUUUGAGGAAAGGACAGAGGGUAGUAGGUGGGCCACCUUUUUCAGGCAAAGUAGACUUGCAGCAGGUCCUGUUAUUUGAGGCCUUAUCCACACACCAUUUGCCCUGCUCUUUCUGAGCCUCCCCACUUAAGCAAGUGGCCGUUCCUAUAUGGGGAAAACUGAAGAGGAUUUGUUGUUGGAAGGAAAGUUUGAGACUCAAAACUGUUUCUUUCCUUUUCCACAGAGGGUAGCAGGUUGAUGCUUGCCCUGGUUCAGGGAAUGACUGGCCAGGAUGUCGAGGAAUGAGACCUGGAUUCUUGGCAUGUGUCAUGAAUACACCAGCUCCCAGGGAAGAAGUGCAGACAGAGGGAGAGGGGAGACAGGAAGAGAGAGGUCUGCAAAACAAAGCUGAGGGAAGAUCAAGUUACAGGGACACAGGACAGGAGCAGAGAGGAGAGCGGGAGAAUUCACAGAAGUUCCGAGUCCUGAAAUGAGGAAGGGGAUAGCGUUGACCCCAUUAGCCCUCACUCUCUCCUAAUCAUAGGACUCCAGAAUCGCCUUCCUCACAAGAAGAGGGUAGGCUGCUUUUGGUUUCGAAGGAAGAAAAACCCCUAGUGGGAACAUCACCAAUGAUGGACGGCAGGCAGAUGUUGCCGCUCUGUGAACCUUGCCCACGGUUUCCAAGACUCCCUGACAGCAUGGUUGUGUUGGCCAUAGAUUGAGUUUGGUUGGAGCCUGUUGAGUUGAGUUGCCCCCAGGAAGGCAGGGCAUCCAGCAGCUGCUUGGUUGUGCAGGGACAAGAAGUUCAAGAAGUUGAUCCUGUUCCCAGAGAGGUGUUUUGAGUAAGCAACUAAUUGUGGGAGUACCAUUUUUUGGAGUGGAACAGAGGUUUGUGGACCAGCUGUUCUCUUCUUCAGGCAAAGUGGAAUAGCAGCAGUCCUGUUAUCCAAGUCCGCUAGUCCUUCUAUUCAUUUCUUCUCCCUCUUAGUUGGCAAAUGGGAAGCCAACCAAUGACAACGAGAUUUGGUUCUGGAGUUUCCAGUUGUUGAUCUGUAGCUAAAGCCACUUCUUCUCACAUCAAGGGCACCUUGGUCACCCCCCUGGGUCUCCAAAUGUGCUUUUUGCACUCGCCCACCUGGUUUUAUACACAAAUGGAUGAGAAGGUUGAAUUAGGGGCCCUCCAGCCUCUUACUCCGAAUAGGUUAAUCUUACAUUGCAUGUUUGGGUUACAUCCUGCUUGCAUUUGUCGACGUUGCUGGGAGGGUUGGCCCAAUGAAAUUUUGUGCUUUCCUGCAGACUUUCCGUUUGAGACAAUGAAGCUUUUGACUCUGGUGAUCCCAUUGUUUUACUUUUCCUUUGGCCUUCUGCCUGGGAAAAGAGUGAACCGUGCCAACAGAUUUGUCCUUGUUUUUAGGAUGCUUAGAGUUUCCAGACUCUCUGGAAUGGGGAAUAUAGGACCAUCCUCUAUUGCUGAAUGUCUGUUCCUAUCUGACGCUAUCUGCUUCUUGCCCAACCCCAGGAGCGGCUGCAAUCCAAACUUUCCGAGUUGUGUUCUCGCAAUGAGCAGGCAUCGUUGGAUCAUUGCCAGGCGGUGCUCCUGGAGCUAUUCCAGGACCUGGAAGAGAAUUUCGGCAAGGGGACCUACUCUGUGGCUGGUGGUUACCUGAAGUUCCUGGAUCACCAGAAGGAAAAAUUGGAACAGUAUCACCUGCUGCCUGGGAAAGGGAUCAUGGUGAGUCAGACUCAAUGGGAGAGCAAUGGGGGAGGGAGGAUGGCAAGGGCCAGAAGGAUACCUCUGAGAAAAAUAACUCCCCCUUUAGCAACCUCAGAAUGUUAUUAUUAGUUAUAUAAUGCCAGAUGUGUACACAGGGCUGUAUCCAACAAAGUGAUAAUGUAAGACCCUAUUCGAGCAAGGAUUAUCGCUGGCACAAUGUGGCUCAAUCACCCCCAUCUCCUUUCCCUGCACCCCCCUAAAUCUAGGGGUCCCUCUGACCCUUCAAAGUAAAUUUGGGGAGAGUGUGGGGUGUUUGUGUGUGGGCGGAGUUGAAUAGAAACAAACAAACAAACAAACAAACGACUUCACUCUCUCUCAGGCUUCCAAGGCCCUGGAAGAAUUCCUGAAAUCCAAAGAGGCAGCAGCACAGUCCAUUCUGCAGGCUGACCGGACCCUCACAGAAAAAGAGAAGGAGCUUGAAGGUGAAUCUGUUCAGGGACAGCUUGUUACGACUCGCAGACACAUAGGCUGCUUCCACACUGGCCAUUUAAUGUGGAAUCGCCACUUUUUGCUCACACCCUUUUUGUGAGAUCUCUGCAGGUGGUCGCGAAGAAAACAUCCCCCUCUCAUGCCUUUGUGGUUUACCUUCAGCUCUUUUCUGUCCCGCCCCCCCCCCACGCAAAAAAGAUAAGAAAAUCUACAUUUUUAAAGUUCAGAAGAAGAGCUGUGUCAUUUCCCAUCCCCAUGUAAUGAAUGCCCCUGCAGGGCAGAUUCAAGAAAUCUCGUCUGGAGUCCUCCCAGUAGAUGGUGGCAGGAGGUAGACUAGAAUAAAUCCGCAGCUUCUUUCGGAAAUUUUAAAUAAAUACCAGCAUGAACUCCCUGCUUGUCUCUUUCUGUGCAGUGGAGCGAGUCCGGGCCGAGGCUUCUGCACGAGAAGCUAAGCUGCAUGAACAAAUGAAAGAGGAGGCCAUCAAGAUGGCCCAGGAGAAAGAGCGGAGUUAUAAGGAGCAUGAAGCACAGUUAAUGGCCAAGAUGGAAGAAGACAGGAAGAAGAUGCAGGCUGAGCACGAGAUGGUGAUGAACAGGAAGCUUGAGGUACUAGAACAGCGCCCUCUAUGGGCAGCCUUGGUCAUCUACACCAGAGGUGGGGAGACUUGGGGCUUGGGGGACAGGUCAUAGCUGUCAACCGUCCCUUAUUUGGCGGGAAACUCACUUAUCCCAGCGCCGUUUCCUGCUGCUGUCCCGGAUUGAUGAUAUCCCGUAAAUUUCCCGGGUUUCAAAGGAAGCAGCUCCUCUCCCUCCCUCCCUGCCGGCCAGGGAGGCUCCAACUGCGUUGCUUGGCUGCGUUGCUCACCCAAUAAGGAGUCUAAGAACGACUUGGGGGUGGAGCUUGCAUGCCUUGUGCCAAUCAAAUCGGCCACGUUGCCUGGGGACUUGCCUUUGCUCAGCGCUUCCCAGCAGAGAGGUGACGGUUGUUUUCCUUGCUGCAUCUCCUUUGCCGGGUUGCUGUGCUGUGGGAACCACUGCUUGAGGCUUCGUUUGGCUGCUGGCUGGGCUUUCUGCCUUUGGCUCGGAGGGGCUCAGAAGUUGAAUAUACCUGUGCUCGGAAUCAGAUGGAUACGUCAUCGAUGGCCCACUCACCCUUGCCGGGGAAAAGGUCUGUCUGGAGUGGGGGCACAUGGGGGGGGAAUCCCUUAUUUUGGCUGCUGAUCCCUUAUUUUCGAGGCUGCUGGUCCCUUAUUUUCAAAUCUGUAAGUUGACAGCUAUGGGACAGGUAUGGCCCCCCAAGGCCUCAGGCUCCUUGGAAUCGCCUUAGGCCUCUUCGUAGCUACAUUUCUUUUUUUAUUUCACUUUUAAUUUGUAUACCGCCUUUCUAUAUAACUAUGCACAAGGCGAUUUACAGCUACAAAACAUACAAUAAAGAACACGGGCCUUGGAAUAAUCUGAUCCAAUACAGAAAGUCAUAAUACAACGUAUCUUUAAAAUGGAACGGCUUAUAUCAAAUUCAGUAAUCUAGUAGAAUGUAAUAAUACACAAUGAAAUUAACUCUCAAUACAUGAGCAAAUAAUAAUUAACAAUUGCAAUGAAUAAUUAAAUUCCUUCCAGUAGCACCUUUGAGACCAACUAAGUUUGUUAUUGGUAUGAGCUUUCGUGUGGACACGAAAGCUCAUACCAAUAACAAACUUAGUUGGUCUCAAAGGUGCUACUGAAAGGUUUUUUUUUUAUUUUGUUUCGGCUACGGCAGACCAACAUGGCUACCUACCUGUAAAUAAAUAAUUACUAAACCAUGACCAAUAAACAUAACUGCAGGUCACAAUGCAUAAAAUGCCACAAUACAUACCAAACCAUGUAAAAGGAUCAAAUUGAGAAAAAAAGGACACACAACUGGUAACAUAAUUAUUAUUUAAAUCCCUAAAUUCCUCGCCUCCCUUCCCACCUGUUAUGGACCCUGCAUUGCAUUCCCCCUUGAGGCUUUUUGCCUGACUAGAAUAUGCCCUUGAACUCUGACACCACUUGCAUAAGAUUUCCAAAUGUUAAUUUACACGGACAGCACCACGUUUAGAAAUAAUAACUGCAGUAGAAAUACAAUACAUCUCGCUCCAGUGAGGAAGGCAGUGACCAGGGGAUCUGCGUGGUUGCUCAGUCUGUUGUCUAGGCAGGGCUGUGCAAUGUAUCGAUACAUCGUCCCAUGUAGGUUUGUAGACCACACCAUGAGAACCUUUUCAAAACGAAUGAGCUGGCAAUUUAUUUCUGAAGCACAGCUUCCAAAACUCCAGGGGGCGGUAUAAUUGUGAGUCAUCUGACAACUGGCUGGCUGCCGUCCCUUUCGGCUCCCUUUCCCCUCCGAUAGCAGAAUAGUCCCGCUCCCAGCCUCAGUGCCUCCCUGCAGCCACGAUAUCUCUACUCGAUGUAGGAAUCGUGGCUGGGCUGCUUCUUCCUUCUCCUCCUCUCUGUCCAGGGAGGAAUGGAAGGAGUUUGCCAUUCAAAGGCAAGGGCUCACCUUCCUCCGAGAGGAGGGAUCCGCAUUGCACAGGGUACAUAGCAAAUAAUAAAUAAAUAAAUAAAUAAAUAAAUAAAUAAAUAAAUAUUUAUACCAUGCCCAUCUGGCUGAGUUUCCUCAGCCACUCUGGGUGGCUUCAAACAGAUUAUUAUUAUUAUUAUUAUUAUUAGUGAUAAAACAUCAAACAUUAAAUACUUCCCUAAACAGGGCUGCUUUCUGAGGUCUUCUAAAAGUCAGAUAGUUGUUUAUUUCCUUGACAUCUUAUGGGAGGGCGUUCCACAGGGUGGGUGCCACUACCGAGAAGGCCCUCUGCCUGGUUCCCUGUAAUCUCACUUCUCACUGUGAGGGAACCGCCAGAAGGACCUCAGAGCUGGACCUCAGUGUCUGGGCUGAACGAUGGGGGUGGAGACGCUCCUUCAGGUAUACCUGCUAAUCUCCAUGACCGCUCUUUCGCCUAAUCUUCGCCCUUCCAUUAUAUAGUUCCAUGUUUCAGACAUUGUGAUAUAUACAGUAUCCUAUUGUUUAGCUGGGGAUACCUUGCGAUGUCAAAAACCAGAUAUCGCCCAGCCCUACAGCCCAGGUGUUGCUGAUGAGCCUCUGCUCCCUUCUUAUGGUUCUUUAUCUUCCCAAUGGAUUUGCACUGGGCAGCCUUUAAACAGAGGACUAUCCUUUAUAUAGCAUAACACACACGGGCACUCUAGACAGCCCUGUGCCCUUUUAUUCAUUCCUCCCAUUCCAGCUGCUUUGUGAGGAACUGGGGCUGACUUCUAUCUUCAUCCUUGCCACUCCCUAGGAGCAGAGGCGCCUUCAGAAGGAAGGGUUUGAGCAGGAAGUCGUAAAGCUUCAACUUCAGAUCCAGGCACUGCAGAAGACGAUGGAGAUGCAGAGAAAUAGUGGUGGCUUCCGGCGUCGCCGCCGCUGUGUAAUUCAAUGAAAACAGCAUCCCUGGAAGUGUCGAUGGGUUGAAUAAAGUGUCUAGAUUGGCCUCAGGACUGUGGAUGGGAGUGCAGCUAGGAAACCAGGGGAUGAACGGAGAUCUACCUUAUGUUACCAUUUAGCUGGUGUUUGCAGUCUGUUUGCGCACAAAGGAACCCCAACUCUGCCUUUUUAAGUCUUUCUAAGGGGUCAUCUACACUUCCACUUGAUCUUUGCCUAUAAAGCACAGGUCUGAGUGGUUUUCCAUUUGCCCCGCUCCUUUCCCAAGGAAAACCUGCUCUUUAGUUCUCAAUCGAAGCAAACAACAAACCCAAAUUGCUCUUUGCACUGAUCGAGCACUAAAGAGCAGUUUCCCCCCACCCCCAGGACAAGGGGAAGUGUGGAUAAGCCCUAACAAAAGAGAAACAUGAAACAGACUGUGACAUGAAGACUCGGCCUUGGGCCAGUCACUGUCUCUCCGCCUAACCCAUGAGCGUAGCCAGGAUUGUUGCUGGGGGGGGGGGAGCAGGACCAAUGUGAUUGGUCAGCUAGUUAAGUAUUUCUAUUGUUUUAUUUGUUUUGGGGUGGGGGGCAGCUGCCCCCUGCCCCCCCUUGGCUAUGCCCAUGACUUUUGAAGGAAAAGUGGGAAAUUAAUGCAAUAUAUAUUAUCAUCUAUUUUUAAAAAAGAAAUGCAUAUUAUUGGUUUUUCAGUGAAGUUGUACUGUUGAAAAAAGGAAGAAAUCAAUAAAGUACAAUUGAACAAACAGAGAUAUCACAUCGUUUUUCCUGUGGAGUAAGAUAUGGGGAGAGAGGGUAUAAAGCCAGUAUAGAUAAUACAGAACAAGAAAAACAGCAGCCAUUCAUGUCAAUUCACAGAGCCACCCCCACAAAGCCAGCAUAUGGAGCAGAGGGCUUUAAAUGUUUGCAGGUGGAAUUAAUGAGAGUCAGAAAUGGAAACCACACGUCUGCAAAUGCAUCUCUUUUAGUUCACUUGCCCUUUGGUUGGCCUCAAAUUAUGAGAAAGCCUCUCCAUCAAAGCCAGAUGCCAGAUAUUAUGACUGUACCAUAUUAUGAGUGUACCAAUUUUCAGUGGAGAAGUCCAAGGGUAUUUUCCUCCCUCCUGCUACUGCCCCCCAAAAGACAGCUAAUGAGAUCCCUGUGAAAUAGUUUAGGACCAACAAAAGAGGAAAGUAGAGUUAGUGAGGGAGACUUUGGAACUGUUUGGGGCUGGGUAUUUUCAGAGACAUGGUUAAAUACAAGGCCCAGACCUGAGCCACAUGGAGUCAAUGCUACCACAUAAGAAAGUUGGAGCCCCAAAUGGACCAUCCGCUCCAGCAAUUAGGAGAGAAAGUGGGGCCCAUAUAGCUCAUGCAUAUCAUUAUCUUGAUACAAUUUGAAUGCAACUCUGGGUGCUGUGGCAGGUUUGGGCUUAAAUGCGGGGAAGCUGAGCUGCAAAUGCGUGCUCAACUGCAAAGCUCCCUUGAAUGGGGUUUCAGAGAUGGUGGUGUAACAGGGAGUCCAUGGAGCAACCCACAAUCGCCUAACCUUGACUCCCAUAGGCUCAGGGUGGGGUCACAAGCAAGCGAUUUCAGCCAGGAGAUAGAAGCAAAACAGCAGCCGGUUAGUCUGAUCUUCAUUGUUACAACAAGACUUUCCGCUACCACAAAAACGAAGCAGCCAGGUCAAUGGUUACAUCCAUAUUUUAAAGUUUCCCAAAGUUUCCCAUAAUACAACUUAGGAUGCAUCAUCAAGACAUCAUAGAUAUGUCACAGAAAAGGUGUGGCCUCAGGUAGAACCUGAGAUCCAGGCAUGCCCCUGUCAAUCAAAUACAGCCUUUCACACUUACCCCAUCACAGUACAGAGAAAUGUAUUUUCAUUAUUUUCACUGCCAUGAUCCUACACUUUGUUGAAGGGAAACUCCCCUCUGGAGUAGAAAUCAUAUACAGUGGUACCUCGGGUUACAUACACUUCAGGUUACAUAUGCUUCAGGUUACAGACUCCGCUAACCCAGUGCUUCAGGUUAAGAACUUUGCUUCAGGAUGAGAACAUAAAUUGUGCUCUGGGGGCGCAGCAGCAGCAGGAGGCCCCAUUAGCUAAAGUGGUCUUCAGGUUAAGAACAGUUUCAGGUUAAGUAUGGACCUCCGGAACGAAUUAAGUACUUAACCCGAGGUGCCACUGUAUUGAACAGAUGGAAAGCUCUUUUAUCUGAGUAGGCUGAAAGAAGAGUAAGGUUACCGUAACUUUCGUCAUAGAACUUCAGUAUGCUGAUGACAACGUAGUGUGGGCACGCUCUGAGGAUGACCUCCAAGCCAUCCUAAAUAUCUUCGCAGCAGCUUAGGAAAAGCUUGGCCUUUCGCUCAACAUCCAAAAAACCAAAGUCAUCCAAAAAAACAACAUCCAACAAGCACAAAACAACCCCUCUGCAGCGCCACAAAUCCAACUCAAUGGUGUAACGUUGGAAAAUGUUGAUCACUUCUCCUACCUGGGCAGUUAUCUUCCCACAAGGGCCAACAUUGAUGCCGAAAUCCAGUAUCGCCAGAGCUCUCAGAGUACAGCUUUCUCCCAAUUGAAAUGCAGAGUGUUUGAGGACCGGGACAUUCGCAGGGAAACCAAAAUGCUUGUUUACAAAGCUAUUGUACUACCAGCCUUACUGUAUGCUUUUGAAACGUGGAACUGAGAAGAUUGAUAAAAUGAGUGAUUUCUGAUGACUUUCUAAAGUUCUCCCACUGAGCCAGCACAUAAAGGUAAAGGUACCCCUGCCCAUACGGGCCAGUCUUGCCAGACUCUAGGGUUGUGCACUCAUCUCACUCUAUAGGCCAGGAGCCAGCGCUGUCCGCAGACACUUCCGGGUCACGUGGCCAGCGUGACAAGCUGCAUCUGGCGAGCCAGCGCAGCACACAGAACGCCGUUUACCUUCCCGCUGGUAAGCGGUCCCUAUUUAUCUACUUGCACCUGGGGGUGCUUUCGAACUGCUAGGUUGGCAGGCGCUGGGACCGAGCAACGGGAGCGCACCCCGCCGUGGGGAUUCGAACCGCCGACCAUGCAAUCGGCAAGUCCUAGGCGCUGAGGUUUUACCCACAGCGCCACCCGCGUCCCCUGAGCCAGCACAUCUAUGUGUGUGUGUGAGCCAGCACAUAGAUACGUUUAAUAGUGAAUUUCUACAUUUGGUAUUGACACUUUCCCUGUUUUCCUUUGUCGUCGGCUCCUGAGCUGAGCUUCCCUUGCAGAUAUGUAUGUUGCUGUUAUUUUCUCUUGACACUAGAGGAUUUGGUUUGAUGGGUUGAAAAGGCAGCGAAAUAGCUCUGCGUGAUAUGUGUACGAGUGAAUGGUAAUGUGCAGCGGAGACUCUUUGUCUUUGCCUCAUGUUGUGGAGAGGCAAGACUCGCGGCGGUGGUGGGGAGGUCUCUCACCUCCCUUCCAAUUUCCCGGUAGCAGUGGGUACAGACGUUUCACUGCGCACACGUGUAGGCAGAAGGCGUCCCCGCCCUUCCUACAGUCCCUAGAGUCCAUGUCACUUAUUCCCAUCUCCCCUUUCCUCCGAGGAGCAAGAGGCGGCAGACCCGGGUCUUCCUCGCUCCGUUUCAUCCUCACAACCCUGUAAGAUCCAGCGCACAAAGCGGUUUAGGAUAAUGACUCGGGAAAGUAGAUCUGGCCUUUGCCACGACCGUGGCAGUGGCGAGAGGAGCACCAGGCAGGCUCCAGAGAUGGGACUUUCCCCCGGGGAGGACGAGGCGAGAUCGCGUCGCGUAUUAAAACGCCCCUCCCCGCAGCAAGCGAAACCGAAAGUACAGCUGCGUGUCGGCGAAGCUUGAGCCGCGGGGUCUCCAGGCAGCGGCUCCUUUGCUGGAUUGUCUCCUCGUCUUCCUGGGGGGAAAUCCUGCGGCUCCCUUGCACUGCUUUCCGCACGAGGACGCGCCUGCCGUGCGCGCCGGAUCAGCGUCCCACAACCAGGUUUGCGUGCCGGGUUCCGCCACUUUAUUUCUCCCUAAGCUUCCAAGAAAGGAUUGCGUAACGCGUCGGAGGAAAAGGAGGGGUGAGUUUGCGCGGAGGAGUGAAGGGGGGCUGGGGAGGGAGUCUUUUUGCUUUGUCUUUUUUUUAAAAAAAAAAACAUUUUAAACAAAUAAAACAACACACUGCACAAACAAUUACGAUAAACCACAAUCUCUUCUGUAAUGCAUUUGUAUCCGGAGGGUGGUGGUGGUGAAAAUAUUUGGAAAACCAAACAAGCUAUGAUUCAGCCAGUCCCUCCCAAACAAAGCCAGGCACAGAGCUGUUAUUGUAGCGAAAUGUUUUGGGAGGCAGCCAAGGUUUUAUUUUUAGUUCUGUUCCUCUGCAGGUCCUCUGCUGGGAGCUGUAACUCUGUGAGGAGGAGAGGAGUCUCCUAACAGAAGCCAGCCCCAGCCCCCUAACAGGCUACAGCUGUUUGGGAAGUCAUGGCUGUUCAAAAGGGCAUUCAGUGGUGUAGUAGAGCCCUUAAUUGGCCCCAAAGCAGCGUGAUACACCAUUUGCACUUGGGGAAACUGGGCUCCACCAAAUGAAGGAAGUCGGGUUUUCUGAGCCCUGAAAGAAUAAAAGGGAAAACAAGAGAGGGAGGUGUGUUGCUCUAUGAAGUACAGAUGACCUUUGAACAGUGAGUAAAAUAUGGCUGUUUCACAGUGACUGUCCAGUGUGGAAGUGGAAUGUAUUAACCUUGAAAAUGCCCAAACCUCUAACCAGCUACCUGCACCAUCACUCCAGCCAUCUUUGGCAGCAGCAUCUUGAAGUAUUCUUCUUCCUGUUCUUGACAUUCAGUUCCCCGUGCUAGAGUUUUGGGAGGGGAAAUCCCUGAUCAGGACUUUGUGCAGAGUAGGAAUCGACAAGCUCUCCACAACAAGAAAGAGUGCCGAAGUUCUACUGCAGUCUCUUAACUUGUUACAAAAAAAGUUGCAAAUACAAAUCAACACAUUGCUCUUAAACAACUAGCAAUGCAGUCUAAUUAUAUAUAUUUUUUAGGUUCUCACUUGUUAAUACAGUGGUACCUCGAGUUAAGUACUUAAUUCAUUCCGGAGGUCCGUUCUUAACCUGAAACUGUUCUUAACCUGAAGCACCACUUUAGCUAAUGGGGCCUCCUGCACCACCGGAGCACGAUUUCUGUUCUCAUCCUGAAGCAAAGUUCUUAACUCGAGGUACUUUUUCUGAGUUAGAGGAGCCUGUAACCUGAAGCAUCUGUAACCCGAAGCAUAUGUAACCCGAGGUACCACUGUACAGAUAAAGAACUAUUCUCUUUCUCAAUAAGCUGGCAGCUUCUGAGAGAGACCCAGACUGCCAAGGAUGAGUCACCAAUUAAAAUAAACACUGAAAAUAAUUUUCCAUCCCCUUGUUGCAGCUAUAGCUGCAAAAACACUUUUUUCUUUUUUCCUUUAUUGCACUUGUACAAUUUUCUGCAAAAGAAACAUCCUGCAAAUGCAGACCACUAAGUUUCAUACACAAUGCACACAAACGUAGCGUUUUGUGAGUGUUAAACUUAUAUCCUUUGCAGCCUACAGAUUCCUCAGUGUCCCCGGUCUCCUUCCUGGCCUGGUUUUGGCUAGAGCUCAGCCAAGCAGCAUGGAAGAGCCAAUGUGCCUGAUCGAGAACAACCCCAAAGAACAGCUGCGGGUCAACCAGGAAGCCCUGAAGAUCUUGCAGAGCAUCCAGCAACCUGUGGUUGUGGUGGCCAUCGUGGGACUGUACCGUACUGGCAAGUCCUACCUCAUGAACAAGCUGGCAGGAAAGGAAAAAGGAGGUAGGAACAUAAGACAUACUUUUGUGGGAUUGGGUAUGGCCCACGGCAUUUAACUGCCUGUGGCAGUAAAGCAAAUGGUUCCCCCCCUCCCGGCUGUUGCCCCAUCCCCAAGUUAAAUUAUGUAAUACUCAAGUCUAGUCAAGUGAUUUUGGUAUUUGAAGCAGAAACUCCUCCAAGCACAUAGCAGAAACCACUGCCUGUUCAUGACACCCAAAAUCUGCUGCCCAAGGUGACGUUCUCACUCUACCUAACAGUAGGACUGGCCCGUAUAUUUGCUCUGUGAGCUGGCAUUCAGGUCCUUCUUGCAGACUUGCAGGAGAGUUGCUUGCAGGUAUCUGAUUGGCCACUGUGAGACUAGAAUGCUGGACUAAAUGGGCCAGGCUUUCCUUAUGUUCUUCAGUGCAGUGACGCCUUUCCCAUUGACUCCCAUCUCUUUUCCCCCCCUCAGUACAAGAGGAGCUUACGCUCUUGACCGAUUUAUUUUAUUUCAACCAUUUGUAUGCCACUUAGCACAGUGGUUUGUAAGCGGUGUAGAAGGGAUGUUACAAAAAGAUACAAUCAAAUCAGUUUAAAAUAACCCCAGAUCAUUCUGCUGGAAUAAGAGGCAUUGUCACUGAGUGCCAGAAGUUCAACAGGGAGGGGGGAAUUGUCUGCCCUCAGCCUGAAGGAAGUUCCAUAUAACUGAACACACAGUUCCCAGCGGAUAGGAGCAGUGUGUCUGAGCUAUUGGGGGAACCUCUCACAGUGAGUCCAGCAAAAAUCUCAACGAUCAGGCAGGGAUAUAAGGAACCACCAGAAGUCCUUGGUGGUGGAUCUCAGUGUCCGGGCAGAACGAUGGGAGUGGAGAUGCUCCUUCAGGUAUACUGGGCCGAGGCCGUUUAGGGCUUUAAAGGUCAGCACCAACACUUUGAAUUGUGCUUGGAAAUAUGCUAUGCUUUGAACACGGACAUCUAUGUGUGAGCAGAUACUCCUGUUUUCUGUACUACUAGGAUUCCCGUGCUCUCUGGGGCUGUGAUAUCACCUAUACCCUCAGUGCAUGUGUGGACAUCCCUGACGGGGUUUGUACGCUAUGGGCUCUGGGACCAGGAGGCGUGGGGUUGCUCUGACCUCCACAUCCUCAUCUAUAGGCAUGGAAAACUGCUCUAAAAAGUGUACCCAAAACAGUUAAGGCAAUUUCACACUACCCAGAAACCUGAGACUUGAUACACAUGAUGCCUAAGGCACCUUGAUUUACCAGCAAGUCAGAAGUGUUGACAUUGUAUGUUUUCGUUGGCAGUGGUUGAGAAAUUGCAGAGCUGCGUGCCUCACCGCUUCUGUCCUUCCCAUUUCUACCCUGCCCGCUACAGGUUUCUCUCUGGGAUCCACAGUGCAAGCAGCCACCAAAGGUAUCUGGAUGUGGUGUCGCUCACAUCCCCUGAAGCCUGACCACACCCUGGUGCUGUUGGACACGGAAGGGCUGGGUGAUGUCGAGAAGGUGAGUUAGGGGUGGGGCAGCCAGGAUAGCUCACCAUGGAGCCCUUACCUGCAAGAGGACUUCAGAGAUCAGGGCCAUUCCCUAGUCAGCAGGAGCCACACUAGGAUUCAGUGGGAACAGGACAGCACCCCAGGGGCCCCAAAGGGUGGAGAGAUUUCUAAGAGAUCUGAGAUUUCUGACAAAAAAAUUGCCAACGUUCACAUUCUUGUCCCAUGCCAGGAGUGGAAAUCAAUGGAUAUGACCCAUACUGAAAUGAACAGGGUGAAUAGUGACAAUGCAACUUGCUUACUUGAUGCAAUUUCCAUAAUCAAUCACACAAAUUGUGUAAGUUGCGGAAUUUUGCUGCAGCAGACAGCCAGACAAAUAACUGUGUUUGGCAAAAGAUGAACUGCAGUGGAAUGGAAACAGUGCUGUGUAUGACACAUAUGGUUUAUGAUGCCAUCUUACGCCCCUAGUGGAGACCUCGGUCCAGUUCUAGUGCCUUGUUGCCCUGGAGUUUUAUGCUCACCAUGCUCCUUUGCAGAGCAACCCUGAGAACGAUGCGUGGAUCUUUGCCCUCUCCAUUCUGCUUAGCAGCACCUUUGUCUACAACAGCAUGCACACCAUUGACCAGUAUGCUCUGGAGAAACUGCAGUAUCUUUUUGUAAGAGUGCUCCCUGGCAGAAACACGGGUUAGUGAAGUGUGUGGGAAUCCCAAUGCUGUGUUGUCUCAUCAGGCCCCUGUCAGGUGUGACAGUGAGGGCUCCAGGGUCCUUAAAUGAGGGGCAGGAGUCUUUUUAAGUGAAGUCCGAAAGGGCUUCAAAUGAAGGAGCUGGAGGGGGAGAGAGCAGACUUCUCAGAAUGACGCAGGACCUUGUAGAGGGGUCAUUGUAGAAUUAGAAUUUGUUGAGCUUUAUGGAAUUGGGAACGUCUGUUAGAGGGAUUAAGAGACUCUUAAAUUAUACUAGUUCUGUUUGUACAGUCUCCUUCCUCUCCAGUUUGCCGAGCAACUUUAAGUAAGGUAUAGCUAUAAGUUAAAAACCAUUAUUAAAAGAUGGGAGAAAGGAAAAAAUGGGACAUACUGUAUAGGAAAGAUCCAUCAAAGGGGAAAAAAGACUGGGGUCCUAUUUUGCUGCAUGUUUUGAUGGUGUGAGGAUUCCAGCUUAGUGCAGUAAGUGAAAAUGCUAAGCCAUUCCAAGUCAGGGUGAUUUCGAUUUCUGUGAGGGCAAAUUCAGGUUUAAAAGAAAGGCACAUGGUGCCAUUUCACUGCACAAUUCAAUGAGAAGUAAAAUGACUUGCACCAGAGAACCCUGGGAAAUGUAGUUUGGUGUUGGGGGGAUUAGACUUCUCCCUUGGCACAGGCUUGGCCAACCUGUGGUCCUCUAGAUGUGGCUGGACUACAACUCCCACAUCCCUGACCACUGGCCUGAAUCCCCAUCCCUGAAUAAAAACUGAAAGGGAGAGAGUCAGCUGAGAUUCUCAAGGAAGGACAUUACACAGCCUUGGUGCUGCUACUGAGAAGGCCCUGUCUGGUGCCCCAGUCAAUUGUGUCUCUGAAGGGGAAAGGAAACAGAACCUGACUUCUGGUGAUGAUCACAGAAAGGUAGACAGAGGAUACCAGUAUAGAUAUCACAGACACAAAACAUUGUAAGGAGGGACUGUUGAGAAACUAUUAUUCUAUUUUGGGAUGGGGGUGGGGAAACAUGACUCAUUUCCUUAACUCAGUCCACAGCUACGUGUCUGAAUUAACUGAACAUAUCAAGGUGAAGACAUCGGCCAGGCAGAACAGUAACAGAUAUGAUGAGAUGCCUGAUGACUUUGCCUUCUUCUUCCCAACCUUCAUCUGGACUGUUCGGGAUUUCACACUGCAGCUCAAGCUCGAUGGGUGCCCUAUUUCAGAGGACGAGUAUCUGGAGCACGCACUGAAGUUGAAGAAAGGUGCUGUGGGGAGCUUUCCUUGCUUGAAAAGAUUGGGCCUUGCUGCUUUUGAAGCGGAGGCCUAGUAGGGUUGCUUGUAAAAACAAAACCUGAAAGUGGUUUACAAAAAGAAUGCAACGGUGACAUUACCAGUACAAUUAUACAGUUUAAAACUGCAUUGCAAGGGGGUUGAACUAGAUGCCUUCCAAUUCUACAAUUCUAUGAUUCUAAAAAAGGUUCCUAACGUGUUUUUUAGAAGUACUUAAAAUCCACAAUAAGAUAAAAACCAUAUUAAAAAAAAAACACAUGUCAACAUUCUGCAGGUCUGGAUAGGCUUGUCCAAGGAAAAAAUGUUUUAGCAGGUGCCGAAGAGAGCAUGUUGUUGUUUAGUUGUUUAGUCGUGUCCGACUCUUCGUGACCCCAUGGACCACAGCAUGCCAGGCACUCCUGUCUUCCACUGCCUCCCGCAGUUUGGUCAGACUCAUGUUUGUAGCUUUGAGAACACUGUCCAACCAUCUCGUCCUCUGUCGUCCCCUUCUUCUUGUUCCCUCCAUCUUUCCCAACAUCAGGGUCUUUUCCAGGGAGUCUUCUCUUCUCAUGAGGUGGCCAAAGUAUUGGAGCCUCAGCUUCACGAUCUGUCCUUCCAGUGAGCACUCAGGGCUGAUUUCCUUAAGAAUGGAUGCGUUUGAUCUUCUUGCAGUCCAUGGGACUCUCAAGAGUCUCCUCCAGCACCAUAAUUCAAAAGCAUCAAUUCUUCGGCGAUCAGCCUUCUUUAUGGUCCAGCUCUCACUUCCAUACAUCACUACUGGGAAAACCAUAGCUUUAACUAUACGGACCUUUGUUGGCAAGGUGAUGUCUCUGCAUAGGGAAUGUGAUUGCCCGAUGUCAGUAAGCAAGGCGUUCCAAAGUAUGGGUUCUGCCACACUAAGAGUGAUUUCUUGCCAAUGUGGACCUGGUAUUGCAUGGCAGCUGUGCCAGUUAUGCGGAUCAAAGCAGUCAAGUGAGCAAAUACAGUGGAACCUUGGGUUACGUUACCCUCAAGUAAAGUCAACUUCGGGUUGUGAAAGUGGCAAACCCGGAAGUGUUUCACCGCUCGCAUGCGCAGAAGCGGUCUCUCUGGUUGCGAAAACUUCGGGAUACAGCAGGACCUCCGGAACAGAUCCCGUUCACAACUGGAGUUACCACUGUAUAUGGUGUAAGGCAGCCUUGCAGGUAAAUGGUCCCAAGCUGUUGAAACACUUUAUACUAACAGUAUUGUGUGUAAUUUGAUUCUAUAUUAGAUGCCCCCGAAAAGCAAGACCUUCCUAAGAAAUUCCUGCGGCAGUAUUUCCCCAACCGCAAGUGCUUUGCCUUUGAAUGCCCAGCCUCACGGAAAGACUUGGCCGUCUUGGAAGACCUCCCGGAAUCGAGGCUGAGCGCAGAGUUCGUGAAGCAAACGCACUGUUUCUGCAACUACAUUUAUGAGAACGCCCAGGCCAAAGUGAUCCAGGGAGGGCACUUGGUGACUGGGACAUGUGAGUGGAAGCAGGGGAAAAUAUAUUGAAAAGGCUUCUGGAAUAUUCCAGAUGCAGCAGGGGUUGGGCCUCUUUGGCUCAUCAGGGUUCCAUUUUGACUUAUGAGGCCAUUUUUUCCAAAACCAUAACCGCCUGUCUAUUAGCUAAUAUCGGUCCAAUGCAUGUGUGACAUCAGCUGUUGGGUGAGGGGGGGGGCAGUUCUAUGUUGGCUGCUCAUACCAGUUCUCCACACAAAAAACUGGCCCACGCAUCCAGUACAGCAGGAUUAGGGCUAAUCCUGCUCCAUUUUUCUUUAGGGAACUCACCCAUGUAGCCAGAGCAAGGAGGAUUUAACCCUCAUUCAUCAGGUGAUGAGUGGGGAGUUCAAUCCUGCUCGGUUUGGCAGGAUCACAGCUUCCAUUGAAACAAAGUCCCCCUGUCCCCUCACUUUAGCAGUGCCUUUCUUCCUGCAAGAGGCUUUGAAGUCUGAACUUCAGAGCACCAAAUCGAGUGACGUUAUUGUGACGCCAGGUGAUGGUCAAGUGGGUUGCCCUGCCCACUUCUCACAUUUGGUACCAAAGGUCAGUUCUCAUAAGAAUGUGGCCCAUGAAGCCAAAGAAAAUUCCCAGUCCAAAUGCGGGUCUACUCAGAAGCAAGUCCCAUUGGAUUUGAGGGAGUCACUCGCAAGUAUAGAGGGGAUUUUAAAAAAUCUUUUUAUUUCGUGCAAGAGGCCAAAAUUUAGACAUUAGUUUUUUGGAGAAGAUUCUGAUGUUCUGUUUAAAAAAACAAAAAAAAACCCUCUGGAUUUUAUGAAAUAAAACAGCUGUUGCCUCCUUGAGUUCCCUGGAUGAAGAAAGACAGAAAGUUAAUGAAAUAAAAUAGACAACUGAGUUAGCCUGCCCUUGUCCUCCUCUCCCUUUUGCAGCCCUGGGGAGCCUAGUGGAGACUUAUGUGGACUCCAUCCGCAACGGAUGUAUGCCUUGCAUCGAGAACGCUGUGGUGGCCUUGGCUCAGAUCGAGAACCAGGCUGCCAUGAAGGAUGCUCUGAACCGCUAUGAGGCAAUGGUCGACCUCAUGUUGAGUUCUCCCACUGAGGACGUCGCAGAGGUUCUGCAAGUGCACGCUGUUUGCGAAGAGGAGGCCAUUCAAGUGUUCCUGGCCCGUGCCUUCAAGGACGAUGACCAAGUGCACCAGAGAGAAUUAGGGGUACAGGAUUCUAUGUCUCUCGUGGGACUAGGAUGUUGGCCCUAUUGGUUGGUUUCCUAAGUUCAAAGAGCCUUUUCUGUCUGCUGCAGAACUCCUGUGCAUCCCAGCAAAUCCUGGAGCAUGUUCUAAGGCAGGGAGAGCCAAUGUGGUAGCCUUCAGAUAUUUUGGACUCUUAGUUCCCACCAUUCCUGACCAUCUCCCAUUCUGGCUAAGGAUGAUGGUAGGUUGGGAGUCCAGCAACAUCCGGAAGGGAACAUAUUGGCUGUCCUGGUUCUAAGCAUAGGAUGCUUCUCAGGCCUUUUGGACCACAUUCUUGCCCUGAGUAAAUGGGGGGGGGGUAUCUUGGACAACAUUGAAGACUCUUCUGUGACUUCAAGUUACAGGGGAGGAUUGGCAGUGGUGGAGAAGCAGUAUUUCAGGGAAGCUUGUCCCCCCAUUGAUCUCCUUUUUAAAAUAAAAUAAAAUACUUUUUUGAUAUUCCCCCCCAUUUUUAACAAAAGGAGAAAUCGUAUCUUAAUCUGAGUUGUCCCCCUAUCAUGUUCAUGAGUAGGGAUGGAUUAACCUGUCAAUUUUGGUUUCUGUCAGUUGCUCGUUUUUCCAAUCUUAAAUGGGAAAAUCUCAUUGAGUUUCCAAGGAACAGUAGGGUUGCCCGGAAUAUCAUCUGAAAUUGCUCCAAUUAAUAUCUGGGCCCGAUUCAGAAAGAUUGGUUGGAGAUUUUUACCCAAGUUUAGGAUGAACCAGCUUAGAUGGCAGACGGUGAAAAUCUGGGUUAUUGGAAGGAGUGGACCACCUAUGAACUGCCUUGGUCAGCUGGACCAGCAAAGAGGUUCAGGGUUGGAGAACUCCUGGAACAGGGGAUAACAGGCUUUUCUUUAUUAGGGAACAUCUGCUUUAUCUGACUCUGCCCACCUCUCUCCUCCAGAGGCAGCUACAAGAAAAACUUCAAGAGUUGUGCACUCGCAACGAGCAGGCAUCAUCAGACCGUUGCCUGGCUGUGCUCAUGGAGCUAUUCCAAGAAAUGGAGGAGAGGAUUAGCAAUGGGGAAUACGCAGUGCCUGGUGGUUAUCAAAGGUUCCUCGAGGACCAGAAGAAAGUAGUGGAGAAAUAUCACCAGGCACCUGAGAAGGGAGUAAUGGUAUGUUGGUCAGCAACCUUGGCUUCUUGGGUUAAAGUUAGAGGAUUACCAGUUCACAAUAAAUAGCCAUCUGGAAGUGCCCAGAGGUGUCUUUUGUGAUUCUUCUCCAAGUUCCAAAUGAGCCACCUCAUUCUCCCCUCUUCAGGCUUCCCAGGCCCUGCAAGACUUCCUGGAAUCCAAGGAGACAGCUGCCCAGUCCAUUCUGCAGGCUGACCAGACCCUCACGGACAAACAGAAGGAGCUUGAAGGUAAGCGCCUGUCCAGUAGGCUUUGUUUGCCUUGAAGACAUACUGGCCCCAACAGGCCAUUGUAGCUGCGAAAAUAUGGCAACACAGUAAACAAUGGAUUGUUUCUACAGUCAUACCUUGGGUUGUGAACAUGAUCUGUGCGGGAGGCACGUUCGCAACCCGCAGUGUUCGCAGCCUGAAGCGCUGCGUGGUCCGCAACCCAAAAACGCACAACCGUAUUCGUAACCUGAGGUAUGACUGUAAUACAGAGUGCACCCAGUGAAGUUAAUGAAGAAGAGGAGGAGUUUGGAUUUGACAUCCCACUUUAUCACUACCCUAAGGAGUCUCAAAGCGGCUAACAUUCUCCUUUCCCUUCCUCCCCCACAACAAACACUCUGUGAGGUGAGUGGGGCUGAGAGACUUCAGAGAAGUGUGACUAGCCCAAGGUCACCCAGCAGCUGCAUGUGGAGGAGCGGGGAAGCGAACCUGGUUCACCAGAUUACGAGGCUACCGCUCUUAACCACUACACCACACUUAAUGAACCUAAGUUAGUCAUGUCUGUUAAGUUCAAUUGGUCUACUCUGAGUAGGACCAGCAUUGGACACAACCCACUAAGACUCUGUGUAGGCACAGUGGUAGGUACUCAUUAUCCCAGACGUUCUUGUCCUAAAAAGUUGUGUGAAACAACCUGUGUCGCUGUAUCAAGCAUCUCCCCAAGUAGUCUGUUGCCGCUUGAGUUGUUCCACCUCAGGUGAUGCCAGCGCUGCGUUUUUGGGCUGGACCAGCCCUGAAUGCAACUGCCCUGAAUUCCCAGCUACUCCUCCUACUGUGCUGUUCUCCAUCUGGGAGCAGGUUCUGCACCUGGCAAAAGUGGAAACUGCAAGGCUCCACCCCCUUGAGGUGCAAAAGACAGGAGGACUCCAGCAUCUUAGGUAGUUCUGCAGAACCUGCUCUCAGGUAAGGAACAGUGCGGUUAGAGGCAUAGCUGGGAACCUCCGCCGGCAGAGGCAAUAUGUUUCUGAAUACCAGCUUCUGGGGUUCACAAGUGGGGAAAGUGCUGUUGUGGUCAAACCCUUUUUGUUGCCUUUGUAUAAGCAUCUGGCUGGCCCUCAUGAAAAGAGUUUGCUGGACUAGGUGGGCUGCUGACCUGGCUAAAGCACCCUGCAGAGUCGGAGGAGGGCUCCCAGGAGUUCGGAUAUGCAGGAAUUCCAAAGAAAGAUGCCCAAACCAUCAGAACGAUCAGGUGUAACAACUUAUUAAGGAAGGGUUCAAACCUGGAGCAAAAGUCUGACAGCUCCCUCCGCCCCCCUGCUCACACCAUUCCAUGGGAUGGACUGCAGCAAGGAGAUGGCUUGUCUGCACCCAAGUAAAGAUACACACAAUCUUCAUGGGCUCAGUGCUCUAAACCACUGGGCCUCUUGGGCUUGCCGAUUGGAAGGUUGGCGGUUUGAAUCCCAGUGACGGAGCAAGCUCCCACUGCUCUGUCCCAGUUCCUGCCAACCUAGCAGUUCGAAAGCACGCCAGUACAAGUAGAUAAAUAGGUACCGCUGUGGCAGGAAGGUAAAUGGCAUUUCUGUGUGCUUGGGUUUCCGUCAUGGUGUCCUGUUGUGCCAGAAGAGGUUUAGUCAUGCUGGCCACACGACCUGGAAAGCUGUACCUUUACAUCACAUGGAAACACAGGUGCCUAGUAUUAACCAUUGCCUGGGGUAUCUUGGGAACACAAGUGGGUGGUAUUAACCAUACCUCCCCCUCUAGCUAUGCCUGGGGCCUGUGGAUACAUCAAAGCAUGUGAAGCACACAUGUUCUCAGUGCUGCAGCUGCUACCGAUUAGGCAGGGGUCAUCUUGACCAUCAAUAUGCAAAGUUUCCAGACCAGCUUACCUUUCAGUUCAACACACCACGCCUGAUCCAGGAGGCUGUUCUUAUGUUCUUCAUUACAGGAGGACACUUCAUUAAGUGUUGCUUGCAUGAAGAGCAACACCUACUUAACAUUACCUCUUCCACCCAGAUAAUGUGCAGAAGCCCUGACCUGUAUCUGCCCACCUAAAUUACAGGCCACUCUAAAGAGCAGGGCUCAUUGCAGAGCAGGGAAUGGGAUGGCUGUGACCUUCUGGAGGUGGCUGGACUGCAUCUCCUGUCCCUCACUAAUGGUCACAUUGGCUGAGACAUGCUGAAGACCCAACGGAUAUCUGGAAGGCCCCCUCUGUUCUACAGCUCGAAAAACAUCACCGGUGGGAGAAGACAUUCCUGCUAAUUGUGUUCCUCCCCCACUAUAGUGGAGAAAGCCAGGGCUGAGGCCGCCAGGCGGGAAGCCGAGCUGCAAAAACGGAUGCAAGAACAGGCCGAGCAGAUGAUCCGGGAAAAGGAUCGGAGCUAUGAGGAGCACAAGCGCCAGUUGUUGGCCAAGAUGGAUGAAGACAGGAGGGCCCUCCUGGCUGCGAAUGAGAGACUGUUGAACCAGAAGCUCCAGGUAACAGCCCUUCUCUGCUCCCAUGUUGUUUGCUUUUCUUAAAAAUGAGGUUUCAAUACAUGCAGUGCCUUAUGUGUAGGUCUCAUGAUCAGCAAGGGCACACCAGUAAGUGGAGCUUAAGAGGGCCCUCUAAAACUGGUGUUUCAUUGUAUUCUGCGACAUGUUCUUGACACAAUGGUUAGUGCACUAGGGAUGGCUAUAUUAUUCUACAGGCCCCAUUCACACCAUGCAUCGAAAGCCCCUGUGAUACCACUUUGAACAGGCCCAGCUUCCUUCAAAGAAUGAUGGGAGCUGUCAUUUGGUUAAGGAUGCUGAGAGUUCUUUCAGAGGCCCCCUAUUCCCCACCCCAGAGCUAUAAUACUCAAAAGUUCCAUGUGAAAAGGGAUUGAUUAUUCAACCCCUCUGGAAGCACCCUUCAUCUUGCUUCCUUGGCUAGAGAGUGGAGCAUGUGUAGAAGCUAGCCUACUGUCAGACACAGGUCUCCGUUGUUGGUGAAGUUGACUCUUCAAGGAAACGAAUAUGCAACUUGGCCUCGUGAUCUCAGCAACACUCCCCAGUAGGUCUUGCCCCAUGGAAGGGUUGCCAGGACUGAAGGUCCCUGUCUUCCACCCUCUCUAAGGCUGCUCCUCCUCCUGGAUGUUUCCUAAGCAGUCUCUAACUGCAUUGGCAUGCCUCUGGCCUCUGCUCAGCCCAUCUUGGAGACAACUGGAGCCCAUCUCAGAGGCAAGUGGAGAGGGGAGUUUGUCGCAGCAGGAGAGGGAGACUUCCUGGGUUCUUCAGCAGUCCCUUGACCCACCCCCGCUCCUCUGCUUCAGCCUCAGAGUCUGAACUGCUCCCUGUCAGGUUCUUCCUGCUCACUAAAACCUGUGCCCCUUCAGCAUCUGACACCUUCUCCUGCCCAGCCAGUCCCUGACACCUACUAUACAAGGCAACAAAAUUUACAUGAAUUGCUCCAACCACUUUUGCUUCUGCCCCCUCCCAUCACUGACAUGUGCUCUCUGGAAGAUGGUCCAGAAGGAAAUGUGACCCUCUUUGCUUCAUGGGCAGGGGAUGAAACAUGUUUUUGUUUGUUCCUUGAAAACUUCCAUGGAUCCUGGGAUCUGCUGGGAGCUGGCAGCUCUGGGUUCUGUUGUAGCCCAGUUCCAUCUGUUUUGUGAUCCUCUAUGCUUCCCCCCCCCCACAAAAUAUGUUACAAUUAACAGAUGCUGACUUUGUUAUGCAUCUCUCCACCCGCUUCCUCUGACAGGAGCAGAGGCGUCUUCAGCAAGAAGGGUACCAGCAGGAAUUCUUAAAGCUACAAUCUCAGGUCCAGAGCUUGAAGUCUCAGAUACAGCAACAGAGGAGUCAGAAAAGAAGAGGAUGUGUGAUCUCUUGA